Messenger RNA from Equus quagga, 3453 nucleotides. RefSeq names its product mitogen-activated protein kinase kinase kinase 20 (gene MAP3K20). The transcript is spliced from 20 exons. NCBI's taxonomy places the organism in Eukaryota, Metazoa, Chordata, Mammalia, Perissodactyla, Equidae. Gene Ontology annotation, cellular component: cytoplasm. Bases 426 to 2828 code for a protein of 800 amino acids. Gene Ontology annotation, molecular function: ATP binding; protein kinase activity; protein binding. The record is from RefSeq and is a predicted model, not a curated record. Gene Ontology annotation, biological process: protein phosphorylation.
CUGUUUCUAUCAUCCUCGGGCUGAACGUUUGCUUUUGGAAUCUAAACACUGAACGCGUGUUCAGUUUGCAGCAUUUUGGCUCUCCUCGUGCCAGGAUGCUCAGUUGCUUAGGUUAUGUAUAUUUUGUGUGAAGUGAGCACAACAUGGAGAGAUGGCGUGCCUCAGAUGCCAGAAGAGCUAUGCAAGCUUGCUGUUGAAAGCACGCUUCCCGUUUGUCAGGGCUUUGUGAUGGCAGACCUGGUGACACAGUAGCCUUUAGGCAGAGCUCCGCUGGAUGUGCAGGAAGUGCUGCUACAGGUUUGUCCGGGGGGAAACACAAGCCAUUUCUCUGUGGACAGCUGCCUUUCAAAGUCUGGACAAGUUGCUGCUCAAUUUUGCACGGGCUGCCAGAAUUUUGUGGGAGUAUAAUACUUUGUCAUUAUGAGAUGUCGUCUCUCGGUACCUCCUUUGUGCAAAUUAAAUUUGAUGACUUGCAGUUUUUUGAAAACUGCGGUGGAGGAAGUUUUGGGAGUGUGUAUCGAGCCAAAUGGAUAUCACAGGACAAGGAGGUGGCUGUAAAGAAGCUACUCAAAAUAGAGAAAGAGGCAGAAAUACUCAGUGUCCUCAGUCACAGAAACAUCAUCCAGUUUUAUGGAGUAAUUCUUGAACCUCCCAACUAUGGUAUCGUCACAGAAUAUGCUUCUCUGGGAUCACUCUAUGAUUACAUUAACAGUAAUAGAAGUGAAGAGAUGGACAUGGAUCACAUUAUGACCUGGGCCACUGAUGUAGCCAAAGGAAUGCACUAUUUACAUAUGGAGGCUCCUGUCAAGGUGAUUCACAGAGAUCUCAAGUCAAGAAAUGUUGUUAUAGCUGCUGAUGGGGUAUUGAAGAUCUGUGAUUUUGGCGCCUCUCGGUUCCAUAACCAUACAACGCACAUGUCCUUGGUUGGAACUUUCCCUUGGAUGGCUCCAGAAGUUAUCCAGAGUCUCCCUGUGUCUGAAACUUGUGACACAUAUUCCUAUGGUGUGGUUCUCUGGGAGAUGCUAACAAGGGAGGUCCCCUUUAAAGGUUUGGAAGGAUUACAAGUAGCUUGGCUUGUAGUGGAAAAAAACGAGAGAUUAACCAUUCCAAGCAGUUGCCCGAGAAGCUUUGCUGAACUGUUGCGCCAGUGUUGGGAAGCUGAUGCCAAGAAACGGCCAUCUUUCAAGCAGAUCAUUUCGAUUCUGGAGUCUAUGUCAAAUGACACUAAGCUUUCUGACCAGUGUAACUCCUUCUUGCACAACAAGGCAGAGUGGAGGUGCGAAAUUGAAGCAACUCUUGAGAGGCUGAAGAAACUAGAGCGGGAUCUCAGCUUUAAAGAGCAGGAGCUCAAAGAGCGAGAGAGACGCCUGAAGAUGUGGGAGCAAAAGCUGACGGAGCAGUCCAACACCCCGCUGCUGCCUUCUUUUGAGAUUGGCUCAUGGACUGAAGAUGACGUGUAUUUUUGGGUUCAGCAGCUCGUCAGAAAAGGUGACUCUUCAGCAGAGAUGAGCGUAUAUGCAAGCUUGUUUAAGGAAAACAACAUUACAGGAAAGCGACUGCUUCUUCUGGAGGAAGAAGACUUGAAAGACAUGGGCAUUGUCUCCAAGGGGCACAUCAUUCAUUUAAAGUUAGCCAUUGAGAAAUUAACCUAUGAUUACCUAAACCUGUUUCACUUCCCACCACUAAUUAAGGACUCAGGAGGUGAACCUGAAGAAAAUGAGGAAAAAAUAGUGAACCUUGAACUCGUUUUUGGUUUUCACUUGAAACCAGGAACUGGCCCACAGGAUUGUAAGUGGAAAAUGUAUAUGGAGAUGGAUGGGGAUGAAGUUGCAAUAACCUACAUCAAAGAUGUGACAUUCAACACUAACCUACCUGAUGUGGAGAUGUUAAAGAUGACAAAGCCCCCAUUUGUAAUGGAGAGGUGGAUUGUAGGAAUAAUGGAAGAUCAGACUGUAGAAUGCACUGUCACAUACGAGAGUGAUGUUAGAGCUCCAAAAAGCACUAAACAUGUCCAUUCAAUUCAGUGGAGUAGAACGAAACCUCAGGAUGAAGUGAAAGCCGUCCAACUUGCCAUUCAGACGUUGUUCCUCAACUCAGAGGGCAACCCUCGGAGCAGGUCUGACUCAAGUGCUGAUUGCCAGUGGUUGGAUACUCUCAGGAUGCGACAGAUUGCAUCCAACACCUCUUUACAGCGCUCCCAGAGCAAUCCUAUCCUGGGGUCGCAAUUCUUCCCAUACUUCAACGACCAGGAUUCCUACGCUGCUGCUGUGAGGCGGACCCCGGUGCCCAUUAAGUAUCAACAGAUUACACCUAUAAACCAAUCCAGAAGCUCCUCUCCUACUCAGUACGGACUGACCAAAAACUUCUCUUCCCUACAUCUCAACUCCAGGGACAGUGGCUUUUCCAGUCUCACUACUGACAACUCUUCAGAGAGGGGUCGAUACUCAGGUCGAAACAGGGACAAAUACGGUCGUGGUAGUGUCUCACUCAAUUCUUCUCCUAGAGGAAGAUACUGUGGAAAAAGUCAGCAUUCCACUCCUUCAAGAGAAAGAUAUUCUGGAAAAUUCUACAGGGUUUCUCAGUCAGCACUCAAUAGUUACCAGUCACCUGACUUCAAGAGAAGCCCGAAUGACCGCCAUCAACCCAGGACCAUACCAGGAAUGCCUUUGCACACUGACACUAACUCAAGAGCCAGUGAAGAGGAGAGCAAAGGCAGCGAAGGAGGAUGGACCAAAGUGGAAUACCGUAAGAAGCCCCACAGGCCCUCUCCUGCCAAGACCAACCGAGAAAGAGCCAGAGGGAACUACCGUGGAAGGAGGACCGUUUGAGAAAUUGAACUAGAUGACUUUUUCUAAGCAGGCUUUUGUGUUUUUUUUAAUGCAGUGAAUUUUGACAGUAUGAUGCCUUCAGAAAGAAUUAACAGGACAACUUUUCUAUUUUUGGAUUUUGGGAAUACCUUUUAAUUGAGACUUCAGCCAAACCAGGGCCAAAAUUAUGGAUGUUGGUUGCCCAAUGAUGGUAACUGGACUUCAACAUAAGUAUCCAUAUUUCCCCCCCUGAAUUAACGUUUUUAGAGGAGGGGAUAUGCCAUCUUUUUACCCUAACCGCUGACGUUCUGGUUAGCAGGGCCUGGACGAGGGUGAGGUGAUGUGGAGCAUGUGUUUUGGGUACAAAAUGUAAGGGGGCACCAAAACCCUCAGUAAUCAAGGUAAAUAAUAUUCUAAUGCAAUAUUUAAAUAAAUGAAAAUUAAUGCAAAAGAUUUUGUGAUAAACAAAAAAUCAAAAUUCUCGAUAAAGACAGGAUCAAUGUUACUGAUUUUUCUUUUUGCCUAAAGCUUCACUAUGGCUUGGCAAGGCACUGUUACUGAUCCUGUCUUUAUUUAAAAUUUUAAUAUUUUGUUCGUCAUAAAUUUUUGCAUUGAUUUUCUCUUUUAAAAUAUUGCAUUAAGGGGC